UGUUUAUUCCGGGGAGCUGAUGAUAUGCUACACUCUUCAGCUCCUUUUGUGGUCUAAGAAACUAUGUUUAACCUCAAUGUGUCUCUGUAAGAAGUCACUGUGUUACUGUAGAGGGUUUCGGGGAAGCGGUCCAGUUUGUGACAUCAUUAUACAGCGUCGCAUGUUGAUCGUUUCCUCCAGAAAAUGCGGCUGCUUGUCCUUCUUAUGCUAAGCUGCGGAAACAAGAGAUGCUGCUGACUGUAUCACAGUGUACACAGAUGUCUUCACCUCCAUGAUACGUUCAUAUAUGAUGCCUGCCUGAGGGAACAUAAUGGACAAUGGCAAACCGAGUCGUGUGUGUCGGCCCCAGCGGAUCAGUGAAUCGUCCAAGGUGUUCCGCUGGGUGGAUCAAGCUGUGGAGGUGCUGCAGGGCCUCAACGAGCAGCGGCAGCACAGCCAGUUCUGUGAUGUGGUGCUGGUGGCCGACAACCAGCGGGUCCCUGCUCACAGAGCCCUCCUGGCCGUCUCCAGCCCAUACUUCCAUGCUAUGUUCACUUUGGGCAUGAGGGAGGAACACCAGGAGGAGGUGGAGUUGGUUGGGAUGUCCUACAUCGGUCUGAAAGCUGUAGUGGACUUCCUGUACAGUGGAGAUCUGCCAUUGGAUGGAGGAAACAUCGACUAUGUGCUGGAAGCCGCCCACCUUCUGCAGGUGUGGCGAGUGGUGGAUUUCUGCUGCCAGUACCUGGAGAGGGAGGUGAGCGAGGACAACUACCUGUACCUGCAGGAGCUGGCUCUGCUCUACAGCCUGGAGCGACUCGACACCUUCAUCGACCACUUCAUCCUCACACGCUUUGCUACGCUCUCCUUCACCCCUGAUUUCCUUCACAACAUUCCUUUGCACAAACUCACAUCCUACCUCUCCAGUGAACAGGUUCAGCAUGACAGCGAGCAGGCACUCCUCAAGGCCACCCUGCAGUGGCUCAGCAAGACUCCAGACAGGACCGUUUACGCCAGACAGCUCCUGUCCCACAUCCGCUUCCCUCUGAUGCCAGCGGAGGACCUGGUGGACCGAGUGCUGCCGGCGGUGCAGGCCCUGCUGACGGAGGAGGCCGGCUGCGAGGCCCUGGUGGAGGAAGCUGUGGCGUACCACGCCAAGCCCAGCGCACAGCCGCUCCUGCAAUCUGCACGCACCAAGCUGAGGGGCGGCGUGGAGCAGCUACUGCUGAUUGGAGGAGAGGUGUCAGAACGUGGAGAGGAGCUGAGCGCCAAUGUUUGCAGACUGGACAGUGAAACAGGAAACUGGGAGGUGGAGACCGAGCUGCCGGCCCAGCGGAGCCACCACUGCCUGGCGGUGCUGGGAGGCUUCAUCUUCGCUGCUGGCGGCAGCUCGUCCAGGGACAACGGCGGAGACGCUGCCUGCAACCUGCUGUACAGAUACGACCCCCGCCACAACCAGUGGACCAGGGGUGCUUCAAUGAACGAGCGGCGAGUGGAUUUUUACCUGGGAGCAGUGGGAGAGUGCCUGAUCGCCGUCGGUGGGAGGAAUGACACCGGGGCUUUGUCCUCUGUGGAGGUUUACUGUCCCGCUGAGGACUGCUGGUCCUACGUGGCAGGCCUGCCCAGGUUUACUUAUGGCCAUGCUGGGACGGUCCUCCGCGGUGUAGUGUACAUCUCAGGUGGUCAUGACUAUCAGAUCGGCCCUUACCGCCGGGAUGUCCUGAGUUAUGAUCCGUCCCGGGACAGUGAAGUGUGGGUGGAACGCCAGCCCAUGUCUCUGGCCCGAGGCUGGCACUGCAUGGCCUCCCACAACCACCUCAUCUACGCCAUCGGGGGCAGCGACGACCACGAAGACACCACAGAUCGCUUUGACAUCCUACGGGUGGAAUCGUAUGACCCGCGCAGUGGCCAGUGGACCCAGGUGGCACCGCUGCUGCUGCCCAACAGCGAGGCGGGGCUCGCAGUCUGGGCGGGGAGGAUAUAUGUGCUCGGGGGCUACAGCUGGGAGAGUAUGGCCUUCUCCAGAGCCACUCAGGUGCACGACCCUGACAAGGGCUCAUGGACUAGAGGACCCGACCUGCCGAAAUGCAUCGCAGGGGCCUCAGCAUGUGUGUGCACUGUAAAGCCCUCAUCAUCAUCAACCUCUCCGUAGAAGACGAAGAAGAGAUAAGGGAGAAAAGGAAGAUUAUACCCCACAUAACCACAGUGAUGAAGGAUUUUCUCUGUCCAAAAAUACAAGCCAUGAUUUGUAGCUGAGGCAGAGCCUGAUGCUUAUUUCUGAUUCUAAAUCUUUAAGACGGCUUAAGAAUUUAGUUGAAUGACUACUAAUGAACAAAUUCUUGCUAAUAAAGUGGCAGUGUUUUCUUCUGCUGCUGUAGUCCAUCUGCUUCAAGGUUGGACGUGUUGUGUGAUCAGAGAUGGUCUUCUGCAGACCUCGGUUGUAACGAGAGGUUAUUUAAGUUAGUGUCGCCUUUCUAUCAUCUCCAACCAGUCUGAUCAUUCUCCUCUGUCCUCUGGCAUCAACAAGGCAUCAAGGCUCACUGGAUAUUUUCUCUUUUUUUGGACCAUUCUUUGUAAACCCUAGAGAUGGUUGUUUGUGAAAAUACUCAGACCAACAACCAUACCACGUUCAAAGUCACUUAAAUCACCUUUCUUCCUCAUUCUGAUGCUCACUUUGAACUUCAGCAGCUCGUCUUCACCAUGUCUACAUGCCUAAAUGCAUUGAGCUGCUGCUGAUUGGCUGAGUAGAUAUUUGCGUUAAUGUGAAGCUGACAGGUGUACAUAAUAAAGUGGCUGGUGAAUGCAA
Centropristis striata (black sea bass) is the source of this 2782-nucleotide messenger RNA. RefSeq names its product kelch-like family member 36 (gene klhl36). Gene Ontology annotation, molecular function: cullin family protein binding. NCBI's taxonomy places the organism in Eukaryota, Metazoa, Chordata, Actinopteri, Perciformes, Serranidae. The coding region runs from base 311 to 2128 and encodes 605 amino acids. The record is from RefSeq and is a predicted model, not a curated record. The transcript is spliced from 9 exons.